AUGGAUACUACGAGUGAUGGUGAAAAAACUGGUAGCGACCUAAAUAAAGAUAAGAGACAAAAACUGAUAUUGUCUACGACAUUUAUUAAUGGUGAAAAGAUUUUCGAAUGCUCUUCAGGAAUAGCGCCUGUUGAUAAUAUUAAAGAUGGAAACGAACAUGUUGAAAUAUUUAUGAAUAGUAACAAUUUGUCUGAUCACAUAAAAAGUGUUAUGAGUCAUGUCAAUGACAACUUCACAAAAAAAAUAAACGAGAUAAAGGCUAAGUAG
Molecule: messenger RNA, 267 nt
Organism: Plasmodium malariae
Lineage: Eukaryota; Apicomplexa; Aconoidasida; Haemosporida; Plasmodiidae
Product: conserved Plasmodium protein, unknown function
Exons: 1
Coding region: 1-267 (88 amino acids)
Source: RefSeq, a predicted model, not a curated record